This is a messenger RNA of Telopea speciosissima, 1215 nucleotides long. RefSeq names its product dihydroflavonol 4-reductase. The transcript has 6 exons. Lineage: Eukaryota; Viridiplantae; Streptophyta; Magnoliopsida; Proteales; Proteaceae. The coding region runs from base 1 to 1110 and encodes 369 amino acids. The record is from RefSeq and is a predicted model, not a curated record. Gene Ontology annotation, molecular function: oxidoreductase activity, acting on the CH-OH group of donors, NAD or NADP as acceptor.
AUGGAAGAAGGUGGCGAUCAUGAGCAGCAGCAGCAGGUUAUUCAGGUUCAGGCUCAUAGAGAAGAUGGGGCUCCGACGACCUUCUGCGUUACCGGGGCAACCGGUUACGUCGGAUCAUGGCUGGUUAAGUCUCUCCUUCAAAGAGGCUACUUCGUCCAUGCCACUGUUCGAGAUCCAGAAAAAGUUUCUCCUCUCUUGUCAUGUUGGAAUGGUGGUGACCGGUUGAAAGUGUUCAGAGCUGAUCUUCAAGAAGAAGGUAGCUUCAAUGAAGCUGUACAGGGCUGCCAUGGUGUAUUCCAUGUGGCAGCCUCUAUGGAAUUCGGGGUGCCAGCAGCCAAUGAGAAUGUUGAGAGUUAUGUUGAAACGAAGAUACUCAAACCUGCAAUCAAAGGAACCAUAAACCUUCUUCAAGCAUGCUCAAGGACAAAAUCUGUGAAAAGGGUAAUUUUCACCUCCUCCAUCAGUACUAUCACUGCCAAAGAAAAUGCUGGGAGAUGGAAAUCAAAAGUGGAUGAAUCUUGCCAGAGCUCUGUCGAUCAGGUCUGGAAUAUGAAGGCUACUGGAUGGGUCUAUGUCCUCUCAAAGCUUCUAUCAGAGGAAGCAGCAUUCAAAUUUGCGAAAGAAAAGGGUAUUGAUCUUGUAUCAAUAUUACCAACCACAGUGGCUGGUCCAUUCUUCACUUCAACUGUUCCUGCAAGUGUUCAAGUUCUCUUGUCACCUAUCACAGGUGACCCUGUUCUAUACCCAAUAUUAUCUGCAGUUCAUACUAGAUUGGGGUCUAUCUCUGUUAUUCAUAUUGAAGAUAUAUGCAAUGCCCACAUAUUCCUGAUGGAGCAACCUGCAGCAAAUGGACGAUAUAUUUGCUCUGCACACAGUUGUGUUAUGUCCGAAUUGGUAGACCUUCUUGCUCUGGAGUGCCCUUGGUUAAAUAUAUCAAGGUCUUGUGAGGUAGAUAAUGGUUUGAUCCCUUCAGAGAUUUCUUCCAAGAAGUUAACAGGUUUGGGUUUUGAUAACAAGCACAGUCUAGAAGAGAUAAUCCAGCAUAGUGUAACUAGUUGUGUACAGUAUGGGUUUAUAAGUCGACCUGACCAUAAUAAUGGUUGUCCUUAAGAAUUCAAAUUAACCUUGAUAAACAGAGCUCCAUUGUAGCCAACAAAUAACAAAUUGAGUAAGAUGAUAAUGAAGUUGCAAAUUGAUUCAGUGUUCAUUCUUCAA